Molecule: messenger RNA, 568 nt
Organism: Boeremia exigua
Lineage: Eukaryota; Fungi; Ascomycota; Dothideomycetes; Pleosporales; Didymellaceae
Exons: 2
Source: RefSeq, a predicted model, not a curated record
AUGGCAGCGUGGCAGAACUCCAGACCGCCUUCCGGUGCAAUCGCCUAUGACCGCCGGCAGCGGUUCGCCCUCCCGCGCGGUGAGCAACCGCGAGCUGCGCUUUGCUGCACACUCCCACUUCACAUGCUCCACAAAGCGAUACUCUUAUCACCAGAUAUUACUGUGCCUCUCGCAGCUGGGAGAGGUCCUACCGCCACUCGGACUAUCCUAGACACUGCCCUCGGCGCCUGCGCAGCCGCAGCGAUUUUGACCCUUCUCCGCGCCCAGCGCCCAGCGCCCUCCACCCUCAACCACGCCUCUUCAACAGACGACGACGCGGCACACGGUAUGGAUACUGCCCUGCGAGCUACAGUGGAGAAGGACGAGCAGCGCCGGCCUUCGCCCAUGACCACCCCCACCCGCCGGCCUGAGGUCGAGGAGCUGUCUCCAGUCACGCGUCCUGGGCCUGCGAAAGCCGCUACAACGAUAAUCUCAGCCGUUCCGGCACCGACCAUGAUGAUCACAACAGACCCCAUCGGCGCUGCCGAGGUCUUGGGUGCUUUCGACGACCACCCCGAUGACCGCUCGA